Danio aesculapii is the source of this 1437-nucleotide messenger RNA. It is a transcript of the gene pex13, whose product is annotated as peroxisomal biogenesis factor 13. Gene Ontology annotation, cellular component: peroxisomal membrane; peroxisomal importomer complex; peroxisome. Gene Ontology annotation, molecular function: protein binding. The record is from RefSeq and is a predicted model, not a curated record. The transcript is spliced from 4 exons. NCBI's taxonomy places the organism in Eukaryota, Metazoa, Chordata, Actinopteri, Cypriniformes, Danionidae. Gene Ontology annotation, biological process: protein import into peroxisome matrix, docking. Bases 63 to 1313 code for a protein of 416 amino acids.
UACUGUACGUACUGACGGUUGUUGCUCAGUGCAGCUCGACUUUGGCCUGAAAUAUAAAAAUAAUGGCUCAGCCUCCUCCAAAACCAUGGGAAAGGCGAAUCCCAGGAACCAUAACAGCACCGUUAAACUACCGCUCUACGGACUUUGGAUCAGCAUCCCAAAGUGGGCCAUCAGGAUCUGGUCCUCCGGUUCUAACACGUGUGGUGCCUCCAAUUCCUCCACGACCUGUUCGACAGUCAUACCGCCCGACAUACAGCUCAUUUCCCUCCUCGUACAGCCCUUAUGGGAGCUCCAUGUAUGGUGGCUACAGCCCCUACAGCUACAGUGGUUAUGGAGUCGGAGGCGGCCUGGGAUAUAACCGUUUCAACACAAUGGAUGAAAUCCCACCCAGUCGUUUUGUCCAGCAGGCCGAGGAGAGCAGCCGCGGAGCAUUUCAGUCUAUCGAAAGCAUCGUCCAUGCAUUUUCAUCAGUCAGCAUGAUGAUGGACGCUACUUUCUCUGCCGUCUACAACAGUUUUCGAGCUGUUCUAGAUGUGGCCAAUCACUUUUCCCGCUUGCGCAUACAUUUCACAAAAGUGCUGUCUGCUUUCGCCUUGGUUAGGACUCUUCGAUAUCUGUAUCGCAGGCUGCAGAGGAUGAUGGGAUUACGUCAGGGUUCAGAGGUAGAUGAUUUGUGGGCAGACAGCGCAGCCUCUUCUUCAGUGGUGUCUGCUUCAGGAGCCAGAGGUGCAGGGGUUGAAGAACCCGGAGUGAAUUCUGUCAAAUCGUGGCCUAUUUUCUUGUUUUUUGCUGUUGUUCUCGGAGGGCCGUAUUUGAUCUGGAGGCUUUUAAGGUCUGCUGAGGGUGCUGAGGAAAAUGCCACUAACUGGGCAAGUGGGGAGGAUGAUCAUGUAGUAGCACGAGUCGAGUAUGACUUCACUGCUGCGUCUGAGGAGGAGAUCUCUGUACAGGCUGGAGACAUGUUAAAUCUGGCGCCUAAAGAACAACAACCCCGGGUGCGUGGCUGGCUGUUAGCCAGUGUGGAUGGGCAAACCACCGGCCUUGUCCCCGCCAACUACGUCAAAGUGUUGGGCCGAAGGAGAGGCAGAAAGCAGGCUGAAUUAGAGAGGAUGGCACAGGCCCAGGAGGCUGCACAGAACCUUCCAGCACCUCAAACGGCCCUCAUUACAGCUUCUGUCCCAACGACAACACAUUCAGAGGAUCUGCUGGAGUCUGUUUAUGGGGAAACACAAGGACUUGGACUGGAGGUGCAACCAUCCACACACAACAGCCGUGAUACUGUAGUGAUGCAUUCAGAAAAGAUGGACUUAUGAGUAAUCUAUAUGUGCAGGGUGGGGUGUUUCUGUAGGGGAAAAGGUCUUCUUUGUUUUUUGAAUGUAUCACCAUUGGAAUAACUCAGUUCAACCACAAAAAAAUGGAGAGGAGCUAAUGAAAAUA